Molecule: messenger RNA, 1416 nt
Organism: Papaver somniferum (opium poppy)
Lineage: Eukaryota; Viridiplantae; Streptophyta; Magnoliopsida; Ranunculales; Papaveraceae
Product: cell division control protein 2 homolog A
Exons: 9
Coding region: 207-1085 (292 amino acids)
Biological process (GO): protein phosphorylation; regulation of G2/M transition of mitotic cell cycle; G1/S transition of mitotic cell cycle
Cellular component (GO): nucleus; cyclin-dependent protein kinase holoenzyme complex; cytoplasm
Molecular function (GO): cyclin-dependent protein serine/threonine kinase activity; ATP binding; cyclin binding
Source: RefSeq, a predicted model, not a curated record
UUCAGAGAAUUAAAAUAGAAAAGAAAAGAAAAGAGAAAAAAAGCCUUAUUCACUCGUUUCCUUCAUCUUUCUCUCAUUCUCCCCCACUUGAGAGAAGAAGAAGAAGAAGGAAACAGCAUCAACUAAGAACAGCACUAGCAGAAAUAUUUCUACUCAUCUAGUUGUGAGGUUAAGGAUUGUAUUGAAGGUUAAUAGAAGUAGAUCUUAUGGAUCAGUAUGAGAAAGUUGAGAAGAUUGGAGAAGGAACUUAUGGUGUAGUUUAUAAAGCUCGUGACCGUGUAACUAAUGAGACUAUAGCUCUUAAGAAGAUUCGUUUAGAACAAGAAGAUGAAGGUGUUCCAAGUACAGCUAUUAGAGAAAUCUCUUUGUUGAAGGAAAUGCAGCAUGAUAAUAUUGUCAGGCUGCAGGAUGUAGUUCACAGUGAGAAGCGCUUGUAUUUAGUUUUUGAGUAUUUGGACCUGGAUUUGAAGAAGCAUAUGGAUUCGUGCCCCGAGCUUGCUAAGGAUCCACGUUUAGUAAAAAGGUUUUUGUUUCAGAUUCUCCGUGGUAUCUCUUACUGCCAUUCUCAUAGAGUUCUCCACCGAGAUUUGAAACCGCAGAACUUACUAAUAGAUCGUCGUACCAACUCACUAAAGUUGGCAGACUUUGGAUUAGCCAGGGCAUUUGGUAUUCCUGUCAGGACUUUUACUCACGAGGUGGUGACCCUAUGGUAUAGGGCACCUGAGAUCCUCCUAGGCUCUCGCCAUUAUUCAACUCCUGUUGAUAUCUGGUCAGUGGGUUGUAUAUUCUCUGAGAUGGUGACCCAGCGACCUCUGUUCCCAGGAGACUCUGAGAUUGACGAGUUGUUCAAAAUUUUCAGAAUUAUGGGCACUCCAAAUGAGGAAAUUUGGCCCGGAGUGACAUCUUUACCUGACUUCAAAUCUGCCUUUCCUAAGUGGCCUGCUAAGGACCUGGCAGGUGUGGUCACUAAGCUCGAUUCUUGUGGAAUUGAUCUUCUUAAUAAAAUGCUUUGUUUGGACCCAAGUAAAAGAAUUACAGCUCGAACUGCUCUCGAGCACGAAUACUUCAAGGAUAUUGUACUAUGAUUUCAUCUUCCCCCGUCUUCAUCGCUGCAGUAGUUCUGUCUCGGCUGAGUAUAAUCAUUUUACAGGUAGAAAAACUGAUAUUUUGAUUGUGUGAGAAUUGUGUGUUCCUUUUUGCCCAUUUUGUGAUUGUAUUCUUUCAUGAAGCUGGUUUUAGUCAAAGAUAUAUAACUGGCAUUCUUUUCUUUAUUUUUGGGGUUGUUUGCCAUCUUGAGAUUGUGUACAUAGAUGACAUUUCAUUUUCGGACCUGCAGCGAAUUUGAUUUUCUCAAUCAUGUUACUCAGUAUUCAUCUGUUGUUGCUUUUAAAUCAAAGGAUUUACUGAUUGAGUUAA